This is a messenger RNA of Triticum turgidum subsp. durum (durum wheat), 1704 nucleotides long. The record is from the annotation of a GenBank genome assembly. NCBI's taxonomy places the organism in Eukaryota, Viridiplantae, Streptophyta, Magnoliopsida, Poales, Poaceae.
AUGGCGAUCGCGCUCAGAUUCGCCGCCACCCCGCCCCGCCUCGCCGCGCCGAUACCUCCGACGAGUGCCCCUCGCGCACAUGGAGGAGUUGCGCGCGUCGGCGCCCAGGGCGGGACUCGCCGUGGCAGGAGACUGGCAAUGGCGGCCGCGGAUUCCGCUCGCUGUCAGGCCAAGAGAGAGGGCGACGGCGACGGCGUCCUCGCGGGAGUCGCCGUCCACGGAGGAACCAGAGUGGAAGGGGAAGAUCAGCUGAGCGUGGUGAUGAAGUUCGGUGGUUCGUCCGUGUCGUCGGCGGCGAGGAUGAAGGAGGUGGCGGGGCUCAUCCAAGCUUUCCCCGAGGAGCGCCCCGUCGUCGUCCUCUCCGCCAUGGGGAAGACCACCAAUCUACUCCUCCUCGCUGGAGAGAAGGCAGUGGGAUGUGGAGUGACCCGCGUUUCCGAAAUAGAAGAGUGGAACAUGCUCAGAGAUCUCCAUAUCAAGACAGUUGAUGAACUUGGACUGCCAAGAUCUGUUCUACAUGCUAAGCUAGAUGAACUGGAACAGCUCUUGAAAGGUGUUGCCAUGAUGAAAGAGCUGACACUUCGCAGCACUGAUUACCUUGUGUCAUUUGGAGAAUGCAUGUCCACACGGGUUUUUGCGGCUUAUUUAAACCAGAUUGGCGUCAAAGCACGUCAGUGUGACGCGUUUGAUAUUGGUUUCAUAACGACAGACGAUUUCGGUAAUGCUGAGAUAUUGGAAGCAACUUAUCCUGCUGUUGCAAAGAGAUUACAUGGGGACUGGAUUCGGGAUCCAGUGAUACCUAUUGUUACUGGGUUCCUUGGGAAGGGCUGGAAAUCAGGUGCCGUUACUACUUUAGGCAGAGGUGGCAGUGACUUGACUGCUACAACCAUUGGUAAAGCCUUGGGAUUGAGAGAAAUUCAGGUGUGGAAGGAUGUUGAUGGUGUACUUACUUGUGAUCCAAAUAUCUACCCAAAUGCAAGGACAGUCCCGUACUUAACAUUUGAUGAGGCUGCUGAACUUGCUUAUUUUGGUGCCCAGGUUUUACAUCCACAAUCGAUGCGACCUGCUAGAGAAGGUGAUAUACCAGUUAGGGUUAAGAAUUCAUACAAUCCUAAAGCUCCAGGCACCCUUAUUGCCAAAGGAAGAGAUAUGGAUAAGGUCGUGCUUACAAGUAUAGUUCUGAAGUCAAAUGUCACUAUGCUGGAUAUAGUGAGCACUCGGAUGCUUGGUCAAUUUGGUUUCCUGGCAAAGGUGUUUUCUAUAUUCGAAGACCUAGGCAUAUCUGUAGACUGUGUGGCGACUAGUGAGGUCAGCAUUUCUGUGUCGCUCGACCCAUCGAAGAUCUGGAGCAGGGAACUUAUUCAACAGGAACUUGACCAUGUGGUGGAAGAGCUGGAGAAAAUCGCAUUCGUCCAUCUUCUGCAGCAAAGAGCGAUAGUCUCGCUCAUCGGGAAUGUGCGAAAAUCCUCUCUCAUACUAGAGAAGGCCUUCCAUGUGCUGAGGAGAAUUGGGGUCAAUGUCCAGAUGAUCUCGCAAGGCGCAUCAAAGGUGAACAUGUCCCUGAUCGUGCACGACAGCGAGGCUAAGCUGUGCGUGGAAGCCCUCCACCAGGCCUUCUUCGAGGGAGAGGGCGAUGGCGAUGGCGAUGGCGAUGAUCGCCUGAUGGCAGAAUUCGACGAGGAGAACCUGCGGCUUGAGCUGUGA